GUCGGCUUGUCAAAAUUUCCCAAAUUCAAAGCGAUUUUCUUAUAUAGGUAUUAUUUUUAGAUUUUAAAGCAUUUAUUAAGGUUUUGUAAUUGUUUUAAGCAAUGGAACCUUACGAUGUGAUUGUUAACCAGCCAGUGGUCAUUGAUAAUGGAUCUGGUAUCAUUAAAGCUGGUUUUGCUGGUGAACAAGUUCCAAAAUGCAUUUUUCCAAACUAUAUGGGACGACCAAAACAUGUUCGAAUAAUGGCUGGAGCUUUAGAAGGAGAUCUUUUUGUGGGACCAAAAGCAGAAGAUCAUAGAGGACUUUUAAGUAUAAGAUAUCCUAUGGAGAAUGGAAUCGUUAAUGAUUGGAAUGAUAUGGAAAGAAUUUGGACACAUAUUUACAGCAAAGACGAGCUUUCAUCUUUUUCCGAAGAACAUCCUGUUCUGCUAACAGAAGCACCACUUAAUCCUCGAAAGAAUCGUGAAAAAGCUGCCGAAAUUUUCUUCGAAACAUUCAACGUUCCAGCUUUGUUUGUCUCAAUGCAAGCUGUGUUAAGUUUAUAUGCAACGGGUCGUGUAACUGGAGUGGUACUUGAUGCCGGUGACGGUGUUACGCAUGCAGUGCCAAUCUAUGAAGGUUUUGCAAUGCCUCAUAGUAUCAUGAGGAUUGAUAUUGCAGGACGUGAUGUUACCCGCUAUCUCAAAGCCUUGAUCCGAAAAGAAGGCUUCAAUUUCCGUACAACAGCUGAAUUCGAAAUCGUGAGAAUGAUCAAAGAGAAGGUUUGCUACUUGGCAAGCAAUCUUCAAAAGGAAGAAAGUGUCGACACAGAUAAAGUUGCUUAUGUUUUACCUGAUGGAAAUACACUCGAGAUCGGACAAGCUCGAUUCCGUGCACCAGAAGUGCUCUUUAGACCCGACCUCAUUGGUGAAGAAUGUGAAGGCAUUCAUGAAGUUUUAAUGUACUCAAUUCAAAAGUCCGACAUGGAUCUACGAAAGAUGCUCUAUCAGAAUAUAGUUCUUUCAGGAGGUUCAACACUUUUUAAAGGUUUUGGUGAUCGUUUGCUUCAGGAGAUCAAGAAAAAUGUUGCAAAAGACAUGAAAAUUCGAAUUGCAGCACCACAAGAACGUCUCUAUUCAACAUGGAUGGGUGGAUCUAUUCUUGCAUCUCUCGAUACAUUCAAGAAAAUGUGGAUAUCAAAACGAGAAUUCGACGAAGAAGGUCAACGUGCUGUUCAUCGAAAGACAUUUUAGAAAUUUUUCUCAUUCUUUUAAUUGAAGAAAUAAAUCAUUUUUACAUUAAUCAUAAAAGAAAAGUUGGAAAGAAAGUUGCGUUAAGUAUUGAAAGAGAGAAGAAAAAUCUCAGCGCAAAAGAAAAUCUUAAUCGUUGCUUGUUCGUGGCUUUUCUUGUUUCCCUAAAAUUCCUUCGAAUAAAUCGAAAUCUUCUUUAAGUUCUCCAAAAGAAACUUUUUCCUUUUGUAGCUUCAUAUUUUUUGUUUCUUUCAUUUUUUAAAUAAAGUGAGACAAAUAAAUCCCAGUUGAGAUUCCAUUGCUACUUACUUAAAAUAAUUUAAUUGAAGUUGUGCAACAUUGAUUGGAUAUUAUCUAAGAAAAUAACAUCAUUAAACAUAAUUUAUUAUUUUUUUUUUAUAUCAAAUAAUGAUCGAAACUCUUUUAUAGGCUGAGAAUUAAAAAAGAAUAAAAAAUUGCAGCUGAUAUCGCUUGAAACAAAGAAAUGUUUGACGACUUUUAUUCAACAUUUUUGGAACAUUCGCCAUGGAUUGGAAAUAUUCUUCGGAAGAAUGCUGUAAAUAUUUCCAAUUCUUUUGAUUUUUGGUCUUCUGAAAGUUCCAAUUCUCCCAGAAUCAUAUUUCGAAUCAUGUUGUCGAAGAAACGUAUUUCUUUAAAUUUUUCUAAGGUGCACUUAUGAAUUGGAACUUUUGGAUUGAAUUCUGACAACAUUGAUUUCCUUUCAUCUUCUAUUUCAGCAUCACAAUCAACUUCACUUAUAUCAAGAUUUUUUGGAUUUAGAAUCACAUGAUACUCGCUUGUAUUAAUCAGAUUAUGAUCGACGACAUAAGCAAUAACUGCGUU
Clunio marinus is the source of this 2072-nucleotide messenger RNA. NCBI's taxonomy places the organism in Eukaryota, Metazoa, Arthropoda, Insecta, Diptera, Chironomidae. The record is from the annotation of a GenBank genome assembly.